Messenger RNA from Closterium sp. NIES-65, 930 nucleotides. The record is from the annotation of a GenBank genome assembly. NCBI's taxonomy places the organism in Eukaryota, Viridiplantae, Streptophyta, Zygnematophyceae, Desmidiales, Closteriaceae.
AUGCGGCGUGCAGACCCGCCAGCGAUGGGUUUGCGCCUCAUCCUCUCACCUUGCUCCUCAUUCCCUUUCCCCCACCCCUCAGUCUCCCUCCCUGCCUUUCAUUCUCACGGUUUGCGCCUCAUCCUCUCACCUUUCUCCUCAUUCCCUUUCCCCCACCCCUCAGUCUUCCUCCCUGCCUUUCAUUCUCACGGUUUGCGCCUCAUCCUCUCACCUUGCACCUCAUUCCCUUUCCCCAACCCCUCUAUCUUCCUCCCGUCCUAUUCUCGGGGGUUUGCGCCUCGGACAUCUCACCUGCACCUUAUUCCCUUUCCCCCAUCCCUCAUUCUCCCUCCCUUCCUUUCAUUCUCGGGGUUUGCGCCUCAUCCUCUCACCUCGCUCCUCAUCCCCUUUCCCCCACCCCCCCAAUCUCCCUCCCUGCCUUUCAUACUCACGGUGUGCACCGCAUCAUCCCUUCCUGUACCUCAUUCCCUUCUCCCACCCCUAAUUCUCCCUCCCUGCCCCUCAUUCUCGUUGUUUGCGCCUCAUCAUCCAUUCCUGCACCUCAUUCUCUCUUCCCACUCCUCAUUCUCCUUCCCUGCCCCUCAUUCUCUUUUCCCCACUCCUCAUUUUCCUUCCCUGCCCCUCAUUCUCUUUUCCCCACCCCGCAUCAUCCAUCCCUGCACCUCAUUCUCUUUCCCCACCCCUCAUUCUCCUUCCCUGCCCCUCAUUCUCUUUUCCCCACUCCUCAUUCUCCUUCCCUGCCCCUCAUUCUCUUUCCCCACCCCUCAUUCUCCCUCCCUGCUCCUCAUUCUCUCCCCCCCACACCUCAUUACACUAACCUGCCCCUCACUUGCACUUCUUCUCGACUUCCGCGGAGAGCUCCGCGUAAUCGGCGGUUUCGGCGGCGACGCCUGCACUCAAACCACUAUGCUCUCGGCCCGUCAUCCCUAA